AUGUUUUCCUCUACCGAUUCUUCGAGGUCUAUCCUCAGUCGCAUAUAUGAUCGGCUCACAGGAGUUUUCCGCGGCGCAGACCCUCGGGUCUGCGUCGCCUUUUGGCUAUUUGGCCUAGUUAACAAUGUCCUCUAUGUGAUUCUCCUCUCCGCAGCACUAGACCUCGUCGGUCCGGAUGUCCCCAAAGGCAUCGUCCUCCUGGCGGAUAUUAUUCCCUCCUUCGGGACUAAGUUGAUCGCCCCGUACUUCAUCCACGUGGUACCCUACUCGAUGCGAGUGAUAAUCUUCGUAUUCUUAUCCGUCGUGGGAAUGCUGGUUGUCGCGCUGAGUCCGAGCUAUACAGAUGGCGGGACCAUUUCGUCCAAGCUGGCUGGCGUCGUCCUGGCGAGUCUUUCCGCGGGCGGCGGCGAGUUGAGCUUUGUCGGUCUGACACAUUUCUAUGGACCGUUCAGUUUGGCAGCCUGGGGUAGUGGGACGGGCGCUGCAGGCUUGGUUGGUGCAGGUGCUUAUGCUCUGGCUACGUCUACCAUGGGUGUUUCUGUCCGAGCAACCCUUCUGGCGUCUGCUAUUCUCCCGGCGAUCAUGGCGUUGAGCUUUUUCAUAGUUCUGCCUCGAGCAGCACUGCGCGUUCAGGAAUCUACAGGGGGUGGAUAUAUUGCGGCUACCAGAGGUGACGAGCUAGAUGAGGAUGAACCAGAUGACGAGGGCCAUGAGAUUGAGCGCGGUGAAGAGGAAGGACUUUUGGGAGUCUCUGUCCACUCGGCUGAUACCUACAAGUCUGCUCAUAUUAACGAGGCGUCUUCUCGGUGGGCUCGGUUUCGUGCUAAUCUGCGACGGCUCCAAGGGCUUUUCUUUCCCUUCAUGCUCCCAUUACUACUCGUAUACAUCGCCGAAUACGUGAUCAAUCAGGGUGUCAGUCCGACACUCCUCUUCCCAUUAUAUACAACCCCUUUUAAGAGCUUCCGCGCCUUCUAUCCAGCCUACAACGCCAUCUACCAAGCCGGCGUCUUUAUUUCGCGAUCCUCAACACCAUUCUUUAGAGUACACCAUCUCUAUCUUCCGUCUUUCCUCCAAAUUCUCAACUUGGUCCUAUUGACUCUGCACGGCAUGUUCAACUUUAUCCCGAAUGUUUACCUUGUCUUUGUCAUCAUUUUUUGGGAAGGCUUACUUGGCGGACUGGUCUAUGUGAAUACCUUUGCAGAGAUUGCCGAUCGAGUGCCUAAAGAAGAUCGUGAGUUCUCGUUGGGCGCUACGACGGUGAGUGACUCGGCGGGAAUUUGUAUUGCUGGGUUUUUGAACCACGUCUUGGGAAGACCUUCGACUCGGUUUCGCAAGAUCCAGGUCUUUGCGGUCGUCUCAUUUUGGUCUUUCUAUCUGCUAAGAGCUGAUAAACAUGGCCCGCCGCUUGUUCGGUCCAUCUCAUCGCACUUCACCGGCAAAUUAACCAGCUGGCAGACGACGGUCAUCAUCUUCUUAUGGCUCUAUGUGAGUCGCAACUUUGCCAAGAUCGUGGGCUUGGAAUGCCCAGAACCACUAGCAAAUCUUUAUUCUCGAUCAUUCUUUCGCGCAACAUGGAUCACCACUGGAUUGGAUGCCGGGUUUUGGACAGCAAUGAAAAUCAAGCCUAAAUGGCUACGCGAUUUGGCAUCGCUAGUCUUCACAGUCUAUUAUCUAAUUGCCGCAGAGCAAGCAGAUGAGAAGGUACGCCGAGUCAGGGGUACGCUCACAUUAGAGCACCUUCGCGUAUCGUGGAAUAAGGCGACAAGCCCCUACCUAUGGUUCCUGGCGAGUCUGGUUCGUCCUCGACUUACCCGGUAUGGUCCGCGAGCGAUCCGGAUCCCCCGGCCUAAGCAUUCGGCGCACACGGAGCCGAUAAAUGCAUGGAUGUACUUUGAUGGGCCGCUCAGCGCACUGAAGGAUCAAACCUCGCUGGUACUGGACGUUCCAGGUGGUGGAUUCGUUGCGAUGGGGCCCCGCAACUCAGAGGACAAAUUGCUUUCUUGGGCAGGGCAGCUGAAAGUCCCGGUCUUGAGUAUUGACUACAAGAAAGCGCCCGAGUAUGCAUACCCAUAUGCACUUCAUGAAUGUUAUGAUGUCUAUCAUACGAUCAUGGCGACGAAUGGCCGCUGUUUGGGGCUGAGUGGCUCGACACGCCCUCGAGUUGUGGUAACUGGAGAGAGUGCUGGCGGCAACCUUGCUGUCGGUAUGACACUGAUGGUUCUACAAUCAGCCAUGGCGCAAGGAUGGCAAGGCGACAAUGUCCUUCCUCGACCGGACGGUCUUGUGCUAGCGUAUCCGGCGCUGAACGUGAGGGUCGAAAGCUGGAUGACGGACGAGCAGAUGUCUUUGAUCCAAGAUAGAAGUUGUCGUCAGACAAACAGUGGUGUGUUGCAGCGAAAGCAGGACCAGUAUCGCAGGCUCACGCCGUACGCUUCACCCGGCCACUCUGUUGAAAAUUUGACUACGAUAUCUACCGACGAGAAGCGACCAAAACAGGAACCAAUCGGGACCGAUAUAGCUGCCGAGACAUCAAAGGCAUUACGUGAUAAGUUAGAGAAGAGCGAACACGUCUCUGGAGACGCUGCUCCCAAGACUGCUGGUCCGGUCAAUCCACUCAAGACUCGACUGGCUGUCUCCUCCAUGAUCUCAUAUGUCCAUGAUCGAAUCCUCACGCCAGAAAUGAUGCGUGCGAUGAUCAUCCUCUACAUUGGACCCCACCACCGGCCAGACUUCAAUACAGAUUUCUAUCUGUCACCCGUCCUCGCACCAGACGCUCUACUAGCUCAAUUCCCAAAGACAUACAUCCUAACUGGCGAACGAGAUCCACUUGUCGAUGAUACCGUCAUCUUCGCCGGUCGACUACGACAAGCAAAGCUCCACCGUUUCCAUGAGCGUCAAGAUCUCGGGCUCGAAAAGUCACAACGCCACUUCAAUGAGAAAGACCACGUAGAAGUCUCUCUCAUCCCUGGAGUCUCACAUGGCUUCAUGCAAAUGGCGGGCUUUUUCCCCGACGCCUGGAAGUAUAUCAACCGUAGCGCGCGGUGGAUCGAGAGUCUGUUCGAAAACGCAAACCUACAAACAUCCGAAUACAGCCUCCUUCAACUCUCUCAACUCUCGAAUCUGAAGAGCCCCCUGAAAUUGCGGGGUCUUUCCCAGAGCAAUGCGAAUGUCAAGAAAAAUCAUUUCCGCAGCCUCACAGGUGAAUCCUCCGCCGACGAGGAUAGACCAUUGGAGAUGAAUAUGAGCAAAAUCACGCCCCUUUCCCAAAACGAACAAUCAUCAUCUGCAACAGAUUUGCCAUUACGACGCAGACGGUCCAAAUCAUCCUUUGCGUCCACUCACCUCGGCGGGCUGACGACUCUGGGUAACAACUCUAGCGAUGUACGUGAAUUCCGCGCAAAGCUCAAACGCUUGGAAAUCAGUCGCAAUUUUCGAGAUUUGUAUUUCUCGGAUGAAGUCAACAGUGCUCCGGAGAGUCCGGUUGCUAUGCGCCCUCGUGGGAGGAGUAUCACAUCGCUUGAUAGCGAGGAGGAUAUUUUAGAUCGUAGGAUGAAUGGGAUAGCGGGUGGUUUGAUGGGGUUGGGCGAGGGUGCUCAAACACCGGGGGCGUGA
Penicillium cataractarum is the source of this 3612-nucleotide messenger RNA. RefSeq lists its product as uncharacterized. The record is from RefSeq and is a predicted model, not a curated record. Bases 1 to 3612 code for a protein of 1203 amino acids. Gene Ontology annotation, molecular function: sterol ester esterase activity; triacylglycerol lipase activity. NCBI's taxonomy places the organism in Eukaryota, Fungi, Ascomycota, Eurotiomycetes, Eurotiales, Aspergillaceae. The transcript has 5 exons. Gene Ontology annotation, biological process: triglyceride catabolic process. Gene Ontology annotation, cellular component: cytosol; membrane.